AUUAGUAGCGAUGGACACUAGAUAGUCAGAACACUCUAGAGGCAAGUCUUAGACUCAAAUCAAAUUGCGUAACCCAUUCGAACUACUUAUAAGUAAUGUUACUUGCAAUAUAUAGAAAUAAUCAGAUUGCCAAAUGUUUGCAAUAAAUGUGGGCAUAUUACUAGAAUGAAAGAAAUAUCAGAUAUUCUCGAAUAAUUUGACACCAUGACAUCAUAAUAAAUUGAUACUAUUAAUGAAAAACUAAUUCAAAAAUCGAACUAAAUUUUAGCAGCUCGACAACAAUUAGUUAAGGAUGCAAAAAAUGAGCUGCAAUAAUCAUUGCAAUAACUUAUUUAAGUGAGGUAGAGUAUGGGUUCAUCCUUUAAUUUUGAAGACCGAGAAAAGUGUUUAGAGCGAGUUUGUGAGGUAACGAUUAAUAUAAUCAGUUAGGAUAUCUUCUGCAAUGUUCAAGAAUAGAUUGAGAUAUAAAAUUCAUUGUCUGAACUCAAUGCAAUAAUCCAAGAAUAAUAUCAAAAAUUUCAUCAAUUUCCAAAUGAGAUCACUGAGAUGAACAAAUUAGAAUAUCACGACAACCUUGAAAUCAGGGAGAGAUUGGAUGGAGCCUUAAGAAUCAACUAGAGCCAUAAGGAUAUCUUGAAGGAGAUCUUGAUUAAAAUAGGAGAGGAAAAUAAGAGCUACACCUUCGAUAUCUAAUUACAAUUUAGAUAGUAACAAUUGGAAAUGCUAAAUCUGCUAUAAUGCAAUCAAGAGUAAAUUAAGGAGAUAGAAAGAUUAGAGGAUGAAUUGAAUGACAAGAAAUUGGAAUUAUAAAAAUACGCAAUAUUAUUUAGUUAAUUUGAAAAGUAAAGAUUAAAUACAUAUGUUAGUCCUUUUAAAUCAAAUAAGAUUAGCUCUGAAGAAAGUAGUGCUAGCAAUUUCUAAUCGAUUUAGAAGGAAAUUGUUCAACCACCGUCAUCAAUUCAAUAAAGUCGAAAUGUAUUUUAAGACAUUAAGAACAUUUAAUCGAAAAGGUUUUCCUAGCCUUCUGUAAAUGAAAAUAAUAAUAUGUGCACUUUUCAAUCAGAAUAAUUCUAUUCUAUAGAUCAAUCUCAUGGGAACUUGCAUCAAGAAUCAUCAUAAAAGUCUUCAUAAAAUACUAGUAAAUAAAUUGAGAAUUCAGUUGUAAUUAAUUAGAGAUAUGGAAACAGUAUAUCUAAUAAAUUUAACAAUUCCAAAGCAACCAGCUUGAUUUCACAAAUUAACUCUUAAUAAAAUAGUAUUCCUAUUUAAAUAAUCCCUAAUUCAACCAAAAAAAUUAGAAAUUCAGUUGACACUAAUCCCAUGAUGUCCCAAGAAAGUUUUGAACACUAAUAACAUGAAAAUGAUGAAAAUUCCCCUAAAAUCACUCCUACAAGCAAAACAUUACUCUCCAAAGUUCCACCCCUUCCUAUAGGCAGAUAGUUAGAGCUUGAUUGA
Molecule: messenger RNA, 1455 nt
Organism: Paramecium octaurelia
Lineage: Eukaryota; Ciliophora; Oligohymenophorea; Peniculida; Parameciidae
Source: the annotation of a GenBank genome assembly